AUGCCUCCCCUAAGCCUAUCGAACGAACUUCUCCUAGAAAUCGCCGGCUAUUUCAAAUACGAAAGCGACAUCAACUCCCUUAUGCAAGUCACUGGCCGACUAUACUACCUGCUAGCUCCAUAUCUGUAUCAAUUCAAUGCUCGUUACCAUAAGGGCUCAGCCCUCAAAUGGGCAUUUGAGAAUAACAGGGCAUCAGCUGUUCAAAAGGCCCUAGAAGCCGCCAUUCCCAAAGCCGGGGAAACACUGAAGAAUAAUACUAGAACGGAGUCGAUGGAGGGAUUGGUUGUCCUCAGUCCGGGGUGGAACCUUCAACCCCAGAAGAGCGAGGGGGGCGACUGCAAACCCAAAUACUGGCUUCGGAUCAAACAGAGGUCUUCCUUAUACAAAGUGCUGGUGAAUAAUCAGGGGCCCAUGUUGCAGGUCGUGGUGAAUUGGCAUGAGGGUAAUUGA
This is a messenger RNA of Aspergillus glaucus CBS 516.65, 450 nucleotides long. RefSeq lists its product as uncharacterized. The transcript has a single exon. Bases 1 to 450 code for a protein of 149 amino acids. The record is from RefSeq and is a predicted model, not a curated record. NCBI's taxonomy places the organism in Eukaryota, Fungi, Ascomycota, Eurotiomycetes, Eurotiales, Aspergillaceae.